CAAGCGUCUUCUUGCGUUCACACAAUUUUGGUUCUCGUUAAGAUAAUCAAAUUAUUUUUGGAAAUUUUUCAUUAACUUUUCGGAUUUUGUUAAAUUUGAAUUUCACUCUAUUUUUCGAUCCUAGUUCAUGAUGGGCCACCAAAAACUUUUAUUUUUCGCCGUCUCCUCCAUUUUGACGACCCUCCUCCACCCACCCCCAACAACGGCGCAGCAAAUGGACCCUCAGAAUUUGGCACUUUUCAUGACCAUGUCGGAUUUCGACAACAACAAAAUGUUCUACAAACCAGGCGAAGAAACCUGGGAAAUGGCCGAUUAUGGAAAAUCCCUCAAAUCCAUUAAAGAAUACGAAUUCAUAGUCAGUGUAUUAAAAGCGGGGGGGAAUGAUUCCACAAAUCGGUGUCGUUUUCCAAGGUCUCUCCGGUGCCCUUGACUUCAUCGGAGCUCUCACCCUUCACAAAAACCAACUAUUCUGGGACACUAUUCUGUACCAAAUCGACCAACGCAUCCUCACUCAAUCCAUGUCCGACAUGAACGCCAAAAUCCAAGCCUUCAAAUCCACCUUCCAACACCUUGACGAAAACCCCGUCGGCUUCACAAUCACCGGAUUUCGACAAAUUGAAGAAAUCCUGGCCCUUUUUUCCGAACAGGGCUCAAUCUUCAGGAAAUACCCCUUACACUCGUCCCCCCUCGUGUUAGGCUUCCUCCCCGUCAUGACCGUCUAUGUCGAAUAUGCCACCAGAAAAUUCCCAAACAUCGAGCGAGACUGGCGAUCAAUCCUCCUAAAGGAAUCUAUGUGUUAGAAGUCUACAUAAACCUCGCAAUCAAGACAAGGAUCGAUGCCGCGACUUCUCGAUAUUCUAUCACUAAUUCCCCUAAUGGUUAUUCUUUCGGCGAUCAGCGUUUUGCUCUCAGGGAUUUCGUCACCUCAAGCCAUGCCUCUGAAUUGGGAGAUUUCCCCAAAUAUGUCCGAUGUCGGAAGGUCGAUCCUUCCGUGGGGUGUGACAGAACGGGUCGGAAGUACUGGAAACAUUCAGAAAAGGAGAAAACCGAUUCUCUCAAAUUCAGCGUGGAAUGCAUCACAGACAACUUUUCGGGACAGGAAGUUCUCGCAGAAUCCGCAUUUACUGUUUGGAAAAUAAUUGGCUAUAGUAUGGAGACAAAUUGGAAUGCGGAUAACAGAAUGAAUUGUUUAAUCGAUUAUGUCAAAGUUAUCGAAUUCUUGUAUGGAACCAUGUUCUGGAGAGUGGGGUCGUUAAUGAUUUAAUCAGUUUUUUUAACAUAAUUUAUCCAUAAAGUUUUAAAAAUUCGAAUUGUAUCGAUUUGCCAAAACUGUCCUCUUAAUUUUUUUCAAAAAUCUUCCUAAAUUUACGUUGUGAUGAUUCCACUUUUCUUCAAAGUUAUUAAUAAUUUGACAAUCUAUUUACAAUAAAAAUUCACCCAAAACUGCAAUCUGCACGAU
Folsomia candida is the source of this 1459-nucleotide messenger RNA. RefSeq lists its product as uncharacterized. NCBI's taxonomy places the organism in Eukaryota, Metazoa, Arthropoda, Collembola, Entomobryomorpha, Isotomidae. Bases 128 to 430 code for a protein of 100 amino acids. The transcript has 3 exons. The record is from RefSeq and is a predicted model, not a curated record.